Messenger RNA from Manis pentadactyla (Chinese pangolin), 7079 nucleotides. RefSeq names its product Mov10 RISC complex RNA helicase (gene MOV10). The record is from RefSeq and is a predicted model, not a curated record. The coding region runs from base 3833 to 6844 and encodes 1003 amino acids. Gene Ontology annotation, molecular function: 5'-3' RNA helicase activity; RNA binding. Lineage: Eukaryota; Metazoa; Chordata; Mammalia; Pholidota; Manidae. The transcript is spliced from 21 exons.
AGACCCCCCCCCCUUUUUAAAGUUUGUGCAGUGUCUCUGUAUAUCAUACUACUCUUCACUCAGACUGCAGGUGGUUCUUAAGUUUUGUUUCAGGUUUUCCAUUUCUGUCCAAAGGAAAAAUCUAGUUACCUUCGCUAUCACUCAGAAAGCAAGAAAGUAUGGUUGUAGUCACUAGGCUGGAAAUAGAAGAAUUCCCUAUACCUUGAACUUGGGUAAUACUUAACGGUGACUUAACUCUAAAUGCUGCUUUCCUUUCAUAUAAGCCUAAUUUAGCUAUAGACAUGUAGGAAAGGCUUUUAUUUUGGUCCCAGCAGAGAACCAGAGGAGUUUCAGUGCUUCAUCUUCCAUCUAAGGCCAGUUCAAAGUCCCACGUUUUUGAGAGAUAUUUUCUGUAUUACACUCUGUACUUACAGUGCAAACAGAUUCAAACAUUCUUGCCUUUGCUUUUAAUUCAUUCAUUCUAUCAGCCUGUCCCCAGGCUAUCCCAUACAGACCUUUGAGAAACUCUUAAUCUCGUGGCCCUCUAAACCCCUUAGUUACUUGUCUAACUGGGAAGAAAUGAACCCACCUUACCAAGUCUUGCAGACACCUGACUUCUUCAACCUCCUGCAGCAGAGUAUUUGCUUGAAUUGUGUCUAUCAUAUCACAUACUGCUGAAAUCAGCCUGUGGUAUCAAAGGGGGAAGGCUUCCCAGCCAGACGGAAAGGAGUUUUCUGUGAGCUCUCAUUCCUGUACUUGGGUUUGAAAUUACACUGCUGAAGACUGUUUAUUUCAUUUGAGUCUGGGUGGUUUUACUUCCGUUAAUUGCCUAGUUCCAGUGCCUGUUCUCCAUUUUAUGAUCUAGAACUUGGAUGCUGGACUCUACUAGGUUCAGGAAAUACUUGGCAAGAUUUGGCACAUUCUUUCCAAAUUCAAAAAAGAUUGAUACAUACCUGAUGCUGACUUACGAAUUUAUAAUUUUUUAUAGAACUGCCAGCUUCCUUGGGAAAUCAAAAAGAAGGGAAGAUUGGUAAAUACAGAAAACUGGAUGGUCUCUUAAGAUAAGUUGUUCUCCCUUGAACAGACAGGGUUUGUAUAAAAAGAUACUAGCUAUUAGAGGGCAGAAACCAAUCUCAAAUCUCUUCAAAUCUAAUAUAUAAAAGAGCAUUCCCAUAGUGUAUAAUAUACUGUUGAUUCUCAUUAUUCACUGUAGUUAUGUGAAAUUGUCAGGGAACUGUGAAUUAACAAAUACUGAAACAUUGUUCCUAGAGGAAAUCCAGGGUUAAGUUCCUUUGAGCUUCUGAUAUUUGCCAACUGAUCAAUAUAUAAUCCUGUUUUAUAUGUGUUCCUAUUUAAAUCACCUCAACAUACAUUGCUUAUUUAUCAACAUUAAACUCAAAGCCAACAGCAUUGUAACUCAUUCUUGAACAAAGCUUAUCUAACACGGGAUUUCUCUCCAAAGCGUACCACAGCCUUCUGCUUAGGAAAACUAGGUAGCAGUUCAAGCUCUAUAUAGUCUUGGGGUAAUUAGAAGUGAAAUUGCUAGUGAAAAGCAUGAAAAUUCAAAAUAUGUGACUGCAAAAUAGAUAACAAAAAGGGCAUUUGUUUAUAAUGUGGGCUGCAACAAGAAGAUUGCCUUGUUCCACAUCCACUAGGAACAUGCACAUUGGGCAUCUUAGAAUAUUCCGCCCUGCACAUGUACAUGAAUGACUACAAAGGUACUGCAAGUAGUGAUUUGGGGUUAGAAAUAAGUUUUAAUGGGUAGAUGAAUUUGCAAAUACCAAAUCUAAAUAAUGAUCAACUACCUGCUAACAGCCUCUGGUCUAUUGUAGACUGGCCAAUUUCAGCAUUUCAAUUUACUUUUCUAGUUGCCUUAGGAAGUAUAGUCUAGUUGAAAUAAAGUUAGAGAAACUUCUAAUGCUGAAUUGUAGGACCCAUGUAUUGGAGUAAUUAGAAUUACAGAGAAAUCAUUUAUUAAAGUCGAAUUUAAUUCCAAUUACAAUGAAAGAAAACAGAGCUUUUAAAGUUUUGCAAAGUAGUUACCUUUAGAGACUCUGUAGGUUUAUUCCAGUAACAUCAUUGGCCAAAGUUACUUUCAGAUAGCCUUCAGUGCUAUUUGGACCCAUACUAAAAUCAAACUUAUUACUUCAAAGUAGAUUCUUACAAGUGCAGAUGGAUUUGGGGAUGGCUUCACGGAAGUGAGAUCUGAGCUGGGUAUGAAAGGUGGGAAGGAAGUCCAUUCUAGAUAAAGACAUCUAGACAGCCAUGCAUGAAAAUAACAAUUACAACUCCAUGUGAAGUGUAUUUCUCCAGAUGACACUGGUCUAGAGAGGUUCCAUUGUAAUUAAAGCCACUUAACAUCACGUUUUUAACCAAGUUUUGACCAUACUACAGCUAUAUUAUAUAUGUUUUAAGAAAAUCAGGGAGAUUGGCCUAACCAGAGAGAGUGGGGAGGUUAUGUAUUAGCAAUAUUGGGGACAGAUUGGCUGAGCAGAAUAGAGCCAGAAAUUCAGUUUGGGUUUUGGAAAUGCUAAGUAACAAAGCUUUUUUGAGAAGUGCACCCUCUUGACUACUCUCAGACCUCACUAGGUAAUUGGGGGAGAAAAAUGGUAAAAUCUUUUUGGCUACUGUCCAGGCUUUUUCCUCUACCUUGCAAAAUCAGUUUCUAAGACCUACAUUUUGAGACAUGCUUUCCCCUGCUGUUUUCCCUUAGUCCCCACUGAUGUUGCAUUUCCUGUUGCCAGAGCCUGUUAUUCCUUGGUCUAGUUGCUUUUGGGGCCGGGAAGAGCUCAGCUGGAGCAUGGCCUGGGUUCUAGCAUUCCUCAGACUAAGAUGAGUGUGUGGCCUCUUACAGGGAAUUACUUUGGAGAACAGCACUUACCUUUGGUGUAUUUGGAACUCUGGUAUAUUUGUUAAAAUGUUUAUAUAACUUAAUCUCUGCCCCAUUCUAGCGUUGUGUGUUUGUUACUCCAGAGGAUAAGUAGAUGAGGCUUGUUGGGGGCACUCCCCUCCCCACACCUUUAUUUUAAUAGCUUGCCUUCGGAAGCACCGGCCUUUCACUUAUCCAGGUACUGAUGCUGGAGCUGUUAACCAUUUAUUGCCUAACAUAACAGUCUGUUGCUCUUCAGAACCGAAUAUUUUGAUGACUGGGCCAACCCUUACUUAUAUAUUAGCAUUAAUUAAAGACCAAUACAGACUGGAGUGUAAUUACGUGCCCCAAUGCGUGGCUCAAGGGUAGGGAUCACCAGCCUUUCCAUUAACGAAGCCUAUGUGGCAGAGAAAAGUAAUGACGUCGCCCUGGCGGAGUCCCUUGUCCUUCCUUCCCACACGUACACACCUUUUAUCUCAGAGGCACUUAGUUCUUUCCCCCAAACUUCUUUGGCUCUUCUGCCUCCUUCCCUGCGUCCAGAAAGCCGGAGUAGGGGAGCGGGGGAAGGGGGGCGUGCCGCUCACUGCCGUACUUGUUCCUGUCCCUGGCAGUCUGGUGGGGGUCAUGGGUGAACUGCCCCAGCCCAGCUGCAGCCGACCCGGGUCCCAGCAGCUGCCCUUUGCUCUCCUUUUCAAGUCUGGAGGCUCUGGGAGUGGGCGUGGGAGUAGCCCUAGCUGCGGCUUAGAAGUGUUACGGGACUGUUCAGGGAGCCCCCAGCGGUAGCUACCUUCUGACUAGAAGCCAGGGGAGGGAGCUUGGGGUAAGGGGAGGGCCCUGAGGGAGGGGUCAGACUCCUUAGUAAAGAGUUAAUGGGCAGAGGGGGAGGGGAUAGGACGGAGAAACCGAAGGGAAGGCUCAGCCGCGGCGGCGACUUUCAGUUUCAUUUCCACGGACCCUCUUGCCUGGGCCGCAGCCGCCGCCGCGAUGCCCAGUAAGUUCAGCUGCCGGCAGCUCCGGGAGACGGGCCAGAGCUUCGAGAGUUUCCUGGUCGUUCGGGGACUGGACAUGGAGACAGAUCGCGAGCGGCUUCGGACUAUUUAUAACCGGGACUUCAAGAUCAGCUUUGGGACCCCCACCCCUGGCUUCUCCUCCAUGCUGUAUGGAAUGAAGAUUGCAAAUCUGGCCUACGUCACCAAGACUCGGGUCAGAUUCUUCAGACUCGACCACUGGGCUGACAUGUGGUUCCCAGAAAGGGGGAGAAUGAAGCGGGGGUCAGAUAUCAGCAAACACCACAAGUCACUGCUAGCCAAGAUCUUUUAUGACAGGGCUGAGUAUCUUCAUGGGAAACAUGGGGUGGACGUGCAAGUCCAGGGGCCCCAUGAAGCCCGCGAUGGACAGCUCCUUAUCCGCUUGGAUUUGAACCGCAAGGAGGUGCUGACCCUGAGGCUUCGGAAUGGAGGAACCCAGCCUGUCACCCUCACCCACCUCUUCCCACUCUGCCGGACCCCCCAGUUUGCCUUCUACAAUGGAGACCAGGAGCUGCCUUGCCCACUGGGCCCUGGUGAAUGCUAUGAGCUCCACAUCCACUGUAAGACCAGCUUUGUGGGCUACUUCCCAGCCACAGUGCUCUGGGAGCUUCUGGGACCUGGGGAGCUGGGUUCAGAAGGAACUGGCACUUUCUACAUUGCCCGCUUCUUGGCUGCCAUCGCCCACAGUCCCCUGGCUGCACAACUGAAGCCCACAACACCCUUCACACGGACCCAGGUCACUGGAAACCCUGUAGUGACCAACCGGAUAGAGGAAGGAGAGAGACCUGACCGCGCUAAGGGCUAUGACCUGGAGCUAAGUAUGGCGCUGGGGACAUACUACCCACCCCCCCGCCUCCGGCAGCUUCUCCCCAUCCUUCUUCAGGGAACAAGUAUCUUCACUGCCCCAAAGGAGAUUGCUGAGAUCAAGGCCCAGCUGGAGACAGCCCUGCAGUGGAGGAACUAUGAAGUGAAGCUCCGGCUGCUGCUGCACUUGGAGGAGCUGCAGAUGGAGCAUGACAUCCGGCACUAUGACCUGGAGUCAGUGCCCAUGAUCUGGGACCCCACAGACCAGAACCCCAGGCUGCUCACCCUCGAGGUUCCCGGGGUGACCGAGAGCCGCCCCUCAGUGCUGCGGGGUGACCAUUUGUUUGCCCUUUUGUCCUCUGAGACACACCAGAAGGACUCCAUCACCUAUAAGGGCUUUGUGCACAAGGUGGAAUUGGACCGUGUCAAGCUAAGCUUUUCCAUGAGCCUCCUGAGCCGCUUUGUGGAUGGCCUGAUGUUCAAGGUGAACUUCACCUUCAACCGACAGCCCCUACGGGUGCAGCACCGUGCUCUGGAGCUGACAGGGCGCUGGCUGCUGUGGCCUGUGCUCUUUCCUGUGGCUUCCCGUGAGAUCCCGCUGCUGCCCUCAGAUGUGAAUCUCAAGCUGUAUGACCGGAGUCUGGAGUCCAACCCUGAGCAGCUGCAGGCCAUGAAGCACAUUGUCAUGGGCACCACCCGUCCAGCCCCCUACAUCAUCUUUGGGCCUCCAGGCACUGGCAAGACUGUCACCCUGGUGGAGGCUAUCAAACAGGUGGUGAAGCACUUGCCCAAAGCCCAUGUCCUGGCCUGUGCUCCGUCCAACUCAGGGGCAGACCUCCUCUGUCAACGUCUCCGGGUCCACCUGCCCAGCGCCAUCUGCCGCCUCCUGGCCCCCAGCAGGGACAUCUGCAUGGUGCCUGAGGACAUCAAGCCCUGCUGUAACUGGGAUGCAAAGAAGGGGGAUUACGUGUUUCCCACUAAGAAGAAACUGCAGGAAUAUCGUGUCUUAAUCACCACCCUCAUUACUGCCAGCAGGUUGGUCUCAGCUCAGUUUCCCAUCGGUCACUUCACCCACGUCUUCAUCGAUGAGGCUGGCCAUUCCAUGGAGCCCGAGAGUCUGGUGGCCAUAGCAGGGCUGAUGGAAGUCAAGGAAACAGAUAAUCCAGGAGGGCAGCUGGUGCUGGCAGGAGACCCUCGGCAGCUGGGGCCUGUGCUGCGUUCCCCACUGACCCAGAGGCACGGGCUGAGCUACUCACUGCUGGAGCGGCUACUCACCUACAAUUCCCUGUACAAGAAGGGCCCCAGUGGCUACAACCCUCAGUUUAUAACCAAGCUGCUACGCAACUACAGGUCUCACCCCACCAUCCUAGACAUUCCUAACAGGCUCUAUUACGAAGGGGAGCUGCAGGCCUGCGCCAACGAGGUCGACCGAGAGCGCUUCUGCCGCUGGGAGGGCCUGCCUCGACAGGGCUUCCCCAUCAUCUUUCACGGCGUAAUGGGCAAGGACGAGCGUGAGGGCAACAGCCCGUCCUUCUUCAACCCCGAAGAGGCUGCCACGGUCACUUUCUACCUGAAGCUGCUCCUGGCCCCCUCCUCCAAGAAAGGCAAAGCCCGCCUCAGCCCCCGAAGUGUGGGCAUCAUCUCCCCAUACCGGAAGCAGGUGGAAAAAAUUCGUUAUUGCAUCAACAAACUUGACAAGGAGCUUCGGGGACUGGAUGACAUCAAGGACUUGAAGGUGGGCUCCGUGGAAGAGUUCCAAGGCCAGGAGCGCAGCGUCAUCCUCAUCUCCACUGUGCGGAGCAGCCAGAGCUUUGUGCAGCUGGAUCUGGACUUCAACCUGGGCUUCCUAAAGAACCCCAAGAGGUUCAAUGUAGCUGUGACCCGGGCCAAGGCUUUGCUCAUCGUGGUGGGCAACCCGCUCCUGCUGAGCCAUGACCCUGACUGGAAAGCAUUUCUGGAGUUCUGUAAAGAAAAUGGGGGGUAUACCGGGUGCCCCUUCCCUGCCAAACUGGACCUGCAGCAGGGACAGAACUUACUCCAAGGUCUGAGCAAGCUCAGCCCUUCUACCUCAGGGCCCCAAAGUCAUGACUGCCUGCCCCAGGAGAGGGAGGAUGGAGGAGGCCUGUCCCUGCAAGUGGAGCCAGCGUGGAGGAAUGAGCUCUGAAGACACAGCAGCCGGCCUUCUCACACCAGCCAAGCCUUAACCACCCACCCGACCCUGAACCAGAACCCAGCCCAGCUGCCCCUCCAAGGGACAGGAAUGCUGGGGGAGGGAGUUUACAACCCAAGCCAUUCCACCCCCUCCUCUGCUGGGGAGAAUGACACAUCAAGCUGCUAACAAUUGGGGGAAGGGGAUGGAAGAAAAACUGAAAAACAAAAUCUUGUUCUAUGCAAAAGCC